GACAACGAGAAAAGGAAAAUUAACAUCAUCCAAUCCAACGUGGAAUAAAAGAAUGGGGUGAAUGAAUAUUGUGGAACAAGCCAAGCCAGCACUCAGGCGCCAAAUCAAAUUAAGAAACCUGAUUUCCCGCUUAAACAUCCCCUCCAUGGAAAAUCAGAAAUAUAGAGACCCAACGCAAACUAUGUUCAUGUUCUGAAAUCGGAAAAAUGGGGUCUGCGACAAACCCAAACCCAAACCCUAACCCUAAAAAUGUGUACCAUAUCGGAGGUCUGCAAGUGGAAUUUCCCUACCAACCAUACGGGACUCAGUUUGCGUUCAUGGGCAGAGUAAUCUCCACCCUUAACCGAGCUCAGAAAGAAGGCCAUUGUCACGCGUUGCUCGAGUCUCCAACUGGUACUGGCAAGUCCCUUUCGCUUCUUUGUUCCACUCUCGCUUGGCAGCAACACUAUAAAUCUAACCCCAAACCCGCUCCGGAGCCGGAGGAUCCUCUAACCCACGGCGGCGGAUUUGUUCCUGACACUGCAUCAGAUCCACAAUCAGAGGCCAACAACAAAAAGCAGAAGAAAAAGCCAGCUCCAACUAUUUACUAUGCGUCGAGAACACACUCACAAAUUUCUCAAGUGGUUCGUGAAUUGCGGAAAACUGCAUACAGGGUGCCCAUGGCUGUGCUGGCAGCACGGAAACAUUACUGCACCAACAAAAAUAUACUUGGCAAAGAGAACCUUGAUGAAGAAUGUAAACUACUAUUGAAAGAUCAGGCAAUGGGGUGUCCAGAAUUCAAAAAUGCUCAUAAAGUCAAAGGUCAUCCAUCCCUUCAGAAGGGAGGAAGCAAUGAGGUGCAUGACAUAGAAGAUCUUGUAAAAGUUGGACAAGUGGUCAAAGGUUGCUCUUAUUAUGCUGCGCGUUCUAUGUCUGAUGAUGCACAGUUGGUAUUUUGUCCAUAUAGUUAUAUAAUUAAUCCAAUCAUUAGGGGAGCUAUGGAUGUGGAUAUUAGAGGAGCUAUCGUGAUUCUUGAUGAAGCUCACAAUAUAGAGGACAUCACUCGUGAUGCUGGCAGUGUGGAUAUUGAAGAGGAUGUCUUGGAUAAAUUACAAGUGGAGCUCCAACAACUUUGUUCUUCAAACACUGCAAUUUACCAACCGUUAUAUGAAAUGACACAGGGCCUUACUAGUUGGAUUGAACAAAAGAAAAAUAAACUAGAAAAACGCGAUUUUCAGCACUACGUGUCGUGUUGGACUGGUGAUAAGGCUUUACGUGAGCUGGAAGAAGCAAAUAUUUCAAAGCAGUGCUUCCCUAUCUUGCUAGAAUGUGCUACCAAGGCAAUCAAAGUUGCUACAGACUUGGAGACUGAUCAGCCACGUUUAAGUGGCAUGUCGGUGAUAACACUGGAAGGCUUAUUCUCAUCACUAACUUAUUUCUUCUCAAGAAAUGGAUCACACAUGUUAGAUUACCAGCUUUCCCUUCAGCGAUGUGUUAGAAAAGAUGAUAGAAGAGGUUUUGGAAACUGGAUGCAUACUUUCAGUUUGUGGUGCUUGAAUCCAGCUGUUGUUUUUAGAGAUGUUGCUGAUCUUUCUUUAUCAGUCAUAUUGACUUCUGGGACACUGUCACCAAUGCCAUCCUUUUCUUCUGAGCUUGGAGUUCAGUUUGAAACUAGUCUCGAAGCUCCCCAUGUAAUUGACGUUGACUCACAGGUAUGGCCUGCUAUAAUCUCCACUGGUCCUGGUAAUUAUCCUUUGAAUGCAAGUUACAAAACUGCAGACGCAUAUGAAUUCCAGGAUGCAGUUGGAAGAUCUUUGGAGGAAAUCUUCAAGAUUGUUCCAGGUGGAUGUCUUGUGUUCUUUCCAAGUUAUAAAUUGAUGGAAAAAUUAUGUAACCGUUGGUCAGAAACAGGUCAAUGGUCUCGAUUACAUACAGAAAAGUCCCUUUUUGUUGAACCAAGGGGAGGAAGCCAGGAUGAUUUUGAACUUGUCUUAAAGGGGUAUUAUGACUCAAUUCAUCAUGGCAAAAGACCUGCUUUAGGGAGGAAAAGAAGGAUUAAAAAAAUUGAUCUAAAUCACUUCUAUACAGUUGAUUCCCCACAGGAUUCUAAAAAAGGAGGAGCUGCUUUACUAGGUGUUUGUCGAGGAAAGGUUUCUGAAGGAAUUGAUUUCUCUGAUGAGAACGCCAGAGUAGUUAUUAUAGUUGGCAUUCCAUUUCCCAAUAUAAAUGAUGUUCAAGUUGCAUUAAAGAAGAAAUAUAAUGACACAUUCAAAUCAUCCAAAAAUCUCUUGAGUGGAAGUCAGUGGUAUUGCCACCAAGCAUUCCGAGCUUUAAAUCAAGCAGCAGGGCGUUGUAUACGGCAUAGUCUUGACUAUGGAGCAAUCAUCCUUUUGGAUGAACGUUUUCGUGAAGAAAGAAAUCGAGCAUUAAUUUCAAAGUGGCUAAGAAGACCCUUGAGAGUGUAUGACAGCUUUAAUCUGUCAUUGGAGGGCCUAAAAUCAUUCUUUGAGGAUGCCAAGGAACGGUUUAGCAUGAAUACAGUUCAUAUCUCGCAGAAUUUGGUCUUUGACAGUGAUGGUGUUCAAAACAAGGAACAAAAUACGAGGUUGAAGAAAAAUCAGAAACUGAACAAGUCUGUUAAUGGACGUGAGAAAGAUACAUCAAUGAUUGAGGACAACAUUUCUAUUCCCACACUAAGCAGUCAUGAUCUUGCUGAGAGUCAGCUAUUUGCUCAAAGGACUAGUAACACAUACAAUUUUGAAGAUCAUAUCAAUCCACAAUGCUGUAAUCUGACAGAAAGGUUGACUGAGAAAUUGCCAGUGUCAAUUACACAUGAAGAAACCUCAGUUGUCAAGGAAACCCCAUGUAUAGAUGUUGGUCAUGAUGCUGGUAGCCCUGAUUACUCGGAUGCCUACUCUAAUUGCACUAUAAUUGAGACUUCUGCUCAAUUUCCACCAGAUCACUUAUCAAGUCAUCAGAUGUCAUUAUCUAAUGGAAGUAAAAGUUCUUCAAAGGUUCAGUCUUCAAUAACAGUUACCCCUGAAAAGAAUAUAGCUACAACUAAUAUUCCAGAAAUGGACUCAUCUUUGAACUUGAGUGUUAAUUCUCACAAUCAGAAAAGGAGGAAGCCCUUCAUAAACCUCAUUGAGGAAGAAAAUUAUGGUGCACCUUGUGCCACUAGUCUUACAUGGUACUCAAAAAGCUCAGUGGCUGUUACAGAGGCAACUCAUGGAACUAAACCUGGUUUAGAGAGAAAUUUGAAGUCACAUUCUCCACAGAUACCAACAAGCAAUCUACCUGGUACAUGUUCAUUAACUGCCCCUCUACUUGACAAAAGGUUGCAGAUAUUUUGUUCACUCUGCAAAAACCCAUUGGGGCGACCUGAGAAUGAUCUGUUUCUUACAUGCUCUCUGAUUUCAUCAUCAAAAGUUUACUUAAGAUCCCUUUUGAAGCAGAAACUGAAAACAUAUACCACAGAUACAUCAGAUAGCUUACCAGUUAUUCUUACUGAUUCUUCUUGUGUUGAUCAACGUAUUUUGAAUAGAAUACCUAAAAGUGCCCCGGAACAGGGUAUUUGGUGUUUAGAAGAUGGGUGUGUCUUCAGCACUGUUUUCUGCCCCUUCUGCAGUAAUAGAAACAAUUUGCUAGGAGUUCAAGUCAUGGCAACCAAUUCAUCAAAUGUUCAGUUACUUGAACAGAUAUUGUUUUACUUUGAUUCUUUGGUAGUGAAGAACCAUGAGGAAACAGGAAAAGGUGCUUCAGAGGAAGAGGACUUGUUGCCAGUUAUUGACUCUGGCACGGAUGAAGUUGCUGUCUUAAAUUCCAUUGACAGAUAUUCUUAUCUUCCCCAACCGGCGAAAUCAGAAGUCUGGAAGAUUAGAAAAUCAAAGCCAAGACUACGAAGCUCGCCUUAUGCAGAAAGCCAAAGUUGAAGUUAGUAAGAUUGGAAUUCUGGCGCAGUUUUGGGUACCAUUUUAAGAACAUAAAUUGAGAUUCCAAAAGCUGACAAUUGUUGAUUGAAGUAAAUUAUCCACCUCUUUACAUUAUACCUUGCUUAAUGCAUACGUGUCUUCAUGGUUUUAUUACUUUGCCUCUGGAUAACAAGAUGUUAGCCCUCCAGUACAAAGAUGCAGAGCAGAGCUUAUGAUGUUUUGGAAUUUUGGGAUCAAUUCGUGACACUUUCUACCCUCAAGACCUCAAUACAUGAACAAAAGACAUGAACCUGGGUUUUCUUUUGGUAGUCCAAGAGGGUCUCAGUUACCACUCUAACAGAAUGACCUGUAUUGCAAAGCAAGUUGGAAAAUGGUGCUUUGUUUUGUACAUACGAUACCUAUUAUGACACAUACUGCCAUACUGGUGUACAGUAUUUCUAGUACUAAUACUCUCCUUCCGGUAGUCAUUAAUGAUGAAA
Lotus japonicus is the source of this 4390-nucleotide messenger RNA. RefSeq lists its product as uncharacterized. Gene Ontology annotation, molecular function: DNA helicase activity; hydrolase activity, acting on acid anhydrides, in phosphorus-containing anhydrides; DNA binding. NCBI's taxonomy places the organism in Eukaryota, Viridiplantae, Streptophyta, Magnoliopsida, Fabales, Fabaceae. The transcript is spliced from 29 exons. Bases 207 to 3911 code for a protein of 1234 amino acids. The record is from RefSeq and is a predicted model, not a curated record. Gene Ontology annotation, biological process: nucleotide-excision repair; double-strand break repair involved in meiotic recombination. Gene Ontology annotation, cellular component: nucleus.